Messenger RNA from Gastrolobium bilobum, 2100 nucleotides. RefSeq lists its product as uncharacterized. Gene Ontology annotation, biological process: lipid metabolic process. The record is from RefSeq and is a predicted model, not a curated record. The transcript is spliced from 8 exons. Bases 167 to 1825 code for a protein of 552 amino acids. NCBI's taxonomy places the organism in Eukaryota, Viridiplantae, Streptophyta, Magnoliopsida, Fabales, Fabaceae.
GAAAAGAUUUAAGAGUAGGGGCCAAACAUUCGUGAAGCGGUGGCUUGUUCCUGCGACGCGGAGCAUCUGCGCUGUGUCUGGAACCAUCUCUUCCUUCCGAGUUGUGACUGUGAGAGCUGUGUCACUUUCGUUCUCUUGUGUCAAGUUAUCAUCUUUUUCAGUUCAGAUGAAAACCCAAUACGUGAAGCAACUGCUCCGUAAUAUCUAUUCUACCAAAUUUUUUCUGAAUAGAGAAGAACCAUAUCGGAACUAUAUUCAUAGUGUUUUCAACCGGCUUCAAUUGCCAAGGUCAAGUGCAGACAAGGCGGAAGAUGAUAAGCUAAAAGAAGAGCAAGAAAAACGUCAAAUAUCUUUCAAGUCUGAAGUUAAGAAGAAGGCAGACGACAGUUAUGUGAUUAGCAAAUACAGUUCUGAUGAUGAAGUUCCCUCGGAUAAUAAGUGGAAGUUAGAGCUGGCUUGGCUCACAAAGGCACUUGAACCAGCUCUGCAAUUUUGUAGGCGGGCUCUGCCAACAGGAGAUGGAAUUGAAAACAAACCCCCACCAACCAGUCGUUCCCUUAUGGAAAUAAUUGCCUGCAUUCAACGAAGCAAGAUUGGAAUCCAGGAUUGGAGCUUGAGUGACCUUACGAUUGGCUUGUAUCUGAUAUAUCUUCGUCAAGCUUCUACACAUCCAUUUGAAGAUAUCAAAGGCAUUCAGAUUUCGUCAGAAUCAAUAGUUCAAGAUCUCAUUUAUCAUCUGGAGUUGGCUAAAGGUGCUUAUAAGGAUAAUCCUGUAGUUCUUUCAAGAAACAGCAUGCUCAGAGAAAGUAAUGUCAUAAAAUUUGUUAGGAACUCCAGUAUAAUGAGGCCUGCGUAUUAUAUAGGGGUUGAUACCCGUAAAAAGCUUGUAAUUUUGGGAAUUCGUGGAACUCGUGCUGUAUAUGACCUUAUCACUGAUAUUCUUUCAUCAAGUGAUGGUGAAGUCACCUUUGAAGGCUAUUCAACCCACUUUGGCACUGCUGAAUCUGCUCGUUGGUUUCUUCAUCAUGAGAUUGAAAUCAUAAGAAAAUGUUUGGAGAAACAUGAGGGAUUUAGGUUAAGACUUGUGGGUCAUUCUCUGGGAGGUGCUAUAGCUUCUUUAUUAGCAAUAAUGAUCCAUAGAAAAUCAUCAAAGGAACUGGGUUUUAGCCCUGACAUUGUAUCUGCUGUUGGAUAUGGAACUCCACCAUGUGUUUCCAGAGAACUUGCUGAAAGCUGCUCUGGCUAUGUAACAACAGUAGUGAUGCAGGAUGAUGUUAUACCUAGAUUGAGUGUAGCUUCCCUAACAAGGCUCAGAAAUGAAAUUCUUCAAACUGAUUGGAUGAGUGUAAUUCAGAAAGAAGAAUGGAAAAGCUUUAUAGAUUUGGUUACAAAUGCGAAGCAGUUUGUGUCUUCGGUGCAAGAUGUAGCUCUCAAACUUGCUGAUUAUGCAAAUUUCAGGAGAAACAAAAGUUCAUAUGUUGGUCCCAUCAGUAAGGAGUUGCCAGAGUCUACAGAAGCUCCUCUGUCCGCGAAAGCAGCAAAGGAGAAUUCAGUUGUCAUGAAAGUAAAGGGAACUAAACCUGCAGUUUCUGAUGAGUUAUUUAUACCUGGGACUGUUUACUAUCUGAAAAGGAACUUGGGAUCGCAAAAUGAUGUUGGAAAUGAUUUUUACACCCUUUUGAAGAGGCAACCUGGUGAGCAUUUCCAGAGGAUAAUCCUUUCAGGCAAUUUGAUCACAGACCACAGAAGUGAUAGCCAUUAUUAUGCUUUGAGAGAUGUCCUUAAAGGUUUGCCAUGGUGCGGCCAGGAAGAUAUUUUUAGAUAGCAAAUUUUUUCAUUAUUUUUUAGUUUUUUCAGGAUACUAUUUGAUUGGAAUAAAACUGUGCAUUUUGUAACUUGUUUUCUGCAUUUAGAGGGUGCCUUACAGCUCCGUAGUCUUUGCAGAGGUGUCAGGAACAGCAUAGUAGAUUACAAGUUGAGCAAUUUGUGUAAAAUAGAAUAAAAAAUAUGGAUAGUUGUUCCUAUCCUCAAAAUAAACUUUGCAUUAGUUCUGAGUCAAACAUUCAAUUGUUGAUGUGUGUUUCCUUGAGGGCCAAUACA